GCUGAGGCUGGGGCUGAAGCUUGCAUCUGGGCUGUUCUCGUCAGCUGAAUCGGAUUGAGCGGAAGGUGGAAGGCGGCGGCGGGGUCGCAACAGGCUCAAUGGGUGGCGCUGGGGCCCACGAUUUUCGUCUGAUUUGCAGGUACGUAGGAACAGAGUCGGUCGUCGUCGCGUCGUCGUGGCAGCCGAUACCAUGGGCGAGGCAGAAGCGGCAACAGCAACAGUGGCAGCACGCUUGGGCCGAGCUAUCGCAUCCUUGGCACCAUCAGCGGCACGCAUCGUCGCAUCGUCGCGGGGUCGGGUGAGCACAUGCUAAAGCCGCCUCUCCGCCCCGCCGGGCGUUGGGGCUCGGCGUGGAGCGCGCUCGGGGCAGCCAUCAGCGGGGUCCGUGCGUGAAUAAGCUACGAGGGAGGGCGAGCGAGCGAGCGGGCCAGCAGCGGGCAACAGCGCGAACGAGCAUCGCUGUUCAUCUUGUCACCAUGUCCACUGUCUGUUCUGUCUGUCGCUCUAGACUUGCUUGCCGUUCACCCAGGCCUUUGCUACCACCCCACCCCGCACCAUGCCGCGCGACCUCGACCUCGGGAUAAACCUGUUCGCGCCCGACCGGUCGCCCCUGCCCUCCCCCUUGCCGCGGACGCUCAACCUGCCGCCUACGCGACCAAACAGCCCGCUACCCGAUCUGGACAUUGCGCACCUGGCGCCGGAGGAGGCCGCCGAGCUGCUGUCCGAGCGCGCCGCGGCGCUCGACGCGCGCGAGGCCGACCUCGCCGACCGCGAAGCCGACCUGGCCGACUUCAGCGCCGACGUCGACACGCACCAUGCCGCGCUGGACGACUACGCCGCGAGCCUGAGCGAGCGCGCGCGCGAGCUCGAGGCGUACGAGCACAAGCUGUUCAAGUACCACCGCGCUGUGCGGCGGGAGCGCGUCGCGAUGGCUGCUGCUGCCGCGGCGCGCGCCAGCGCGCCCCCGCCGCCGUUGGUCGUCAUCUCCGAGCCCGUGUUCGAGGGGCACCAGUACGAGGCGCUCGCGGGCGGCGUGGGGGAGGGGGAGAAGGCCGGCGACCCUGCGCUCGCGGCAAAGAGCGCAGAUGCGAACGAGGGCGAGGCGGACGCCGCGCGGAGGGAGGUGCUCUCGCACUCUGGGGGAGACGUGCGCUCGCUGCUGUCCCAUGUCACUUCGCACAUUGCCCUCCUGGACCGGCUGGAGCGCAGCAGUGCGCUAGAAGCGGGGGAUGAGGCGGGACAGAAUGCGUUGCGAGCGCUUGCGUUGUUGGAUAUGAGGAUCCGCCAGGUCCUGAAGCGAGCAGUCUGGGCAGAGGAGAGCCAGUCGGAUACCGAAGCAGAGGACACCGACGACAGCGACGACGAGUUUGUCGAGUACGGCCAUUGCAGCGUCGUUGCCCAUGUACGUCACAGUUCGCUGCCCGUAGAGCUAGAUUAGAGGUACCCAGGGGGGUUGGUUAGAGAGUGAGGGAGGAGGGGACGUGAGUGUGGCACCAUUUUUCGCUCAUUUCACCAGCUUUUCAUGUUGACAUGUGACAGAAUGCAUAGAGUACA
Vanrija pseudolonga is the source of this 1554-nucleotide messenger RNA. RefSeq lists its product as uncharacterized. Lineage: Eukaryota; Fungi; Basidiomycota; Tremellomycetes; Trichosporonales; Trichosporonaceae. The transcript is spliced from 2 exons. The record is from RefSeq and is a predicted model, not a curated record. The coding region runs from base 557 to 1438 and encodes 293 amino acids.